Funneliformis caledonium is the source of this 158-nucleotide messenger RNA. NCBI's taxonomy places the organism in Eukaryota, Fungi, Glomeromycota, Glomeromycetes, Glomerales, Glomeraceae. The record is from the annotation of a GenBank genome assembly.
UAGAUAUCAUAUCAAUUAUCACGACGCAGUUCCAAUCAUCACAAUCAGGGCCCUAUUUAAAUACGAUAUUUAUUUCAGAAGAAAUUGAUAAUUCUUUAAAGAAUGAUAGUCCUUAUAUUUCAUUUCAAGCAGAGUAUUUUAAUAAUUUAUUGACUUAA